Molecule: messenger RNA, 1787 nt
Organism: Brienomyrus brachyistius
Lineage: Eukaryota; Metazoa; Chordata; Actinopteri; Osteoglossiformes; Mormyridae
Gene: rfc5
Product: replication factor C (activator 1) 5
Biological process (GO): DNA repair; DNA-templated DNA replication
Cellular component (GO): nucleus; DNA replication factor C complex
Molecular function (GO): DNA binding; ATP binding; ATP hydrolysis activity
Source: RefSeq, a predicted model, not a curated record
UGAAUGAUAAAUAAUAUACAGUAAUAAUGCAAUUACCUUAUCCUGUUUAAAGCGUAGCCGCUGUCUAAGGCAGUUUUCAUGUUUUCAUGCUUUCUCGGAAGUAUAAUUGGACAUGAUCGCCGUUUAUUGAUGCUAUAGGGCACGUUUGACAGGUCAAGUUCCCAGUCAAAAUCAUGACAAGUCAUAAUUUUGUUAAACAUUUCUUGUCCCAGUUCCUACCUUCUGCUAAUAAAGAAGUGGCUACGUUUAAAUAUAAGGACAUGUGUUUUCUUAAUCCCUGGUUUUAAACCGAUUUAAAUACAAGUUGACAAUAUACAUAUGUAAAAUGCAACAUAUCGACUGGAAAUCUUUAUAACACCUAGUACCUGUUAUUGUUAUGUGUCAAUAUUGGUACUUGCAAUAGUUCAUUUAGAGUAUACGUGACGAUAUCACGUAUGCGCAAAGCGCAGCAUUUGCGUUUUGGAACUUGAGGAAAACGAAAGUUGCGCGUUUCCUUCUGCAGUAAAUCCCGCCUCUGGGGCUUUAUGCCAAGCAUCCGAUUGGAUGAUAGCUUGCCGUCAAGCGGUUUGUGCGAAUCUGGGAUUGGCGCAGACUUUGCAAAAGUGCGCCAACUGAGCGCUCUGCAGAAAUUUGUUUGUGUGAGUUACAUGAAAAACACGCUGGAAGUGUAGCAAGAGGACAUGGCUUCAACGAGUAAAGCGGCAUUACAGACAAGAAAUCUACCGUGGGUUGAGAAGUACAGGCCACAGACGUUGGAUGAUCUCAUCUCUCACCAAGACAUCCUGAGUACAAUUCAGAAGUUCAUCAAUGAGGACCGCUUGCCGCAUCUCCUCUUCUACGGACCUCCGGGAACGGGGAAGACCUCAACUAUUCUCGCUUGUGCCAAGCAGCUGUACAAGGACAAAGAGUUCAAUUCCAUGGUCUUGGAGUUGAAUGCAUCGGAUGACAGGGGAAUUGACGUCGUCCGAGGGCCCAUCCUGAGCUUCGCCAGCACACGGACUAUUUUCAAGAAAGGCUUCAAGUUGGUUAUAUUAGACGAGGCAGAUGCCAUGACCCAGGAUGCACAGAACGCCCUGAGGAGAGUUAUCGAGAAGUUUACAGAGAACACCAGGUUUUGCCUGAUCUGCAAUUACCUGUCCAAGAUCAUCCCAGCCCUGCAGUCCAGGUGCACACGCUUCCGCUUCGGCCCGCUGUCCCGGGACCAGAUCGUCCCCAGGCUGGAGUAUGUCACCCAGCAGGAGAACAUUGACAUCAGCCCAGAUGGAGUGAAGGCACUGGUCACGUUGUCCUCGGGAGAUAUGCGGAAGGCCUUAAACAUCUUGCAGAGCACCAGCAUGGCAUACGGGAAGGUGACAGAGGACUCUGUGCACACAUGCACAGGCCAUCCGCUGAAGUCGGACAUCGCCAACAUCCUGGACUGGGCCCUGAACAAAGACUUCACCUCGGCCUACAAGCAGAUCCUACAUCUCAAAACCCUCAAAGGCCUGGCAUUGCAGGACAUCCUGACUGAGGUCCAUCUUCUCAUCCACAGAGUGGACUUCCCACCGUCGAUUCGAAUAGGCUUGCUCAUCAAGUUGGCGGACAUCGAGUACCGCUUAGCGUCUGGGACAAGUGAGAAGAUUCAGCUGAGUUCAAUGGUGGCGGCAUUCCAGGCUGUGCGAGACCUGGUGGUCAGCAGCACAUGAGCCGUCACCCUCCCUGUGGUGGCCCCCCAACCCAAGAGACAACACUUUUGUAGUUAUAAAUGCUUUAAUGAUUUUCGAAAUAAAUAUUUUGCACUUGCAUGA